This is a messenger RNA of Pecten maximus, 2687 nucleotides long. RefSeq names its product BET1 homolog. Gene Ontology annotation, cellular component: Golgi trans cisterna; SNARE complex. The transcript has 4 exons. Gene Ontology annotation, biological process: vesicle fusion with Golgi apparatus; endoplasmic reticulum to Golgi vesicle-mediated transport. Bases 153 to 482 code for a protein of 109 amino acids. Lineage: Eukaryota; Metazoa; Mollusca; Bivalvia; Pectinida; Pectinidae. Gene Ontology annotation, molecular function: SNAP receptor activity. The record is from RefSeq and is a predicted model, not a curated record.
UUGUACACGUGUUUCGAUGACGCAAAGCACAUCAGGUUCCAAAUUGUGACAGCUUGUCAGUAGAAGAUUACGUGUUAAAGGAAGAAAGACAAAAAUCAAGCAGGUCAACAACACAAACCAAUAGGCCCAGAGCAAUUAUAUAAUAAAUCAAGAUGAGGCGAGCACACAUGGGAAAUGAGCAGCCAUACAAACCAACAGCACAAAUGUUGGAGGCAGAAAACCAAAAUAUGGAGGAUCAGUUAUCAAGCAAAGUGAAGGCUCUUAAGUCCCUUACAAUUGAUAUGGGAAACGAAGUGAGAGAACAAAACAAGUUUUUAUCUGAAAUGGACGACGACUUCAAUAAGAGCAGCGGAUUGUUACAGUCAACGAUGGGACGUUUAAAAGAUAUCGCAAGUAAAGGUGGUCCAAGGUUGUGGGGGUACAUGUUUCUGUUUAUUUUGUUUGUGCUGUUCGUGUGCUGGGUCAUCAUUCGAUUCCGGUGAUGUCAGUCUUCAUUAGAAGUUCUACAGUUCAGAAUGAAACAUAACUGAUGCGUAAAUUCCUCUCAUGUUGAGCACCACACAGAAGAGUUUGAGUGGAGAAAGUCCAUAAUAUUUCUGAUUUUCUUUAGUGAUAAUCUUGUAGUUACCUCCCUUCCCACAAUUGUCAACAUUUUUGAAAUAAAUUCCCAAUCUUUGUCAUUGCUUAGUGAAUAACGUAAAUUGUUUUAUUUUUGUGAGAGAUUUGUUAUUGCAGUAUGAAUAAUUUGUGAUGAAACUUGUUUAGGAGUUUAAAUUUUCAGUGAAUACUGAAUACUGAAUUGAAUAUAAUUCCAAAAAUUCUUAGCAGACAUAUUGACUAAUUGAACACCAGGCAAAGAACACAGAAGAUUAAAAUGAUUUGAAGUUUGUAAAUUUUGGAUCUAUAACUGCUGUUGUGUAACCUGGUUGAAAUGAUUCGAGUUGCACCAAAAUAUUCCGAUGCAAUUGUAUAGGAUAUUGGUUCUGUAGUAGGAAGUGGCAAUCCUGAGGAAGAGCUUAAAAUAUAGUUUUCUGUCAUAGGAAAAUUCAUUUAACUAAAUAUUAAAUAUUUUUCUUUUUCAUACUUUCUGUCAGAAUGUUACAAACAUUUCCAGUAAAUAUGUAUUUGUACUAACACUUGUUUAUGGACAAAAUUUUGAAAAAUAGAGAUAAUGACAAGCAGAGGCAUUUGUUUUUAGACAGGCAGCUACCAGGUAGUCCCUUCAGUCUGCACAUGCUGAACAAUAAGUGGACAAACCAUGGCCCCAAGAUGUGCCUGUUUAUAUUUCAGAUUCAGUCAAUUCAACCAGUUACACAAAAACAGCCUUUAUGAACAUGUCAUGGGAGACAACUCUUUUUAGUCUUUAAAAUAGUUAAGAAAGAAAAGUCUCUCUUUCUAAAAAGAAAAAAUGAAGAAAUAAAUAAAUAAAAUACUUUAAAGUUUGUUCUGGUGCCAUAAAUGUUAUUGAUUUAAUAAGCAGUAUUAUGCUUUGUGCUGUUGAAACAUGACAUGUACAUCUAUUUUUUAUGGUCAGUUAUUUUUAUUGAGAGUUAAAGCUUUACUAUUUAAGGAAAGAGAAAAGAGGAUUUGAAUACUAAGUAGUAUUGUUCUAUGUGAUUUUGCAUGAAAUGUAUGAUUUAAAGGUUUAUCAAAGACUUCAGAGAUUAUGCAUGUAAAUAAUGGGUUAAAAAAUCAGCAAAUUUAACUACAAUGUUGUAUUGAAGGCAGAGAAGACUCAUUGAAAUAUGAAUAUCUCUGAACGGCAAAAUCUGAUAAAGAUGGAAACAAAAUAAGCUUGAUGACAUUGUGAACUAAUUGUAAACUAUUUUCUUAACACAUUUUUACUAAUUUCAGUACAAUCAGCACUUUCAUCUGUGUGUGGUGCUACUAUUGUUAACAAUGUUUCCUAUACUACUGGGAUUGGUCAUUAAUUAGCCCAGUCCUUCUUGUUGAGAGUGACACCAGACUUCCACCUUUUGUUACCAGAUUGAUACCUUACUCUUACUAAGUGAUAAGGUAUGGUUGUAACUUGGAAGGUUUAUGGCAUACAGGGACUUGAGUAAGGCUGUGUAGGAGUGGCUGUUUUGUAUGGGUGAUUGUUGUUGGUUGAUUGCCUUAGUAGUGAUAUCUAAGGAUGAUGGAUUAGAGAAUGGAUUGAUAAUGUUUGGAUAUUUGUAUUUGGUAGUGAUAGGUUGAUGGAGUUAUGUUGAUGAGUACAAUAUAUCUAACAGUAAGCCCAUGCCUAGCAAUAAUCUGACCCAUAGAUACUGCAGUUCAGUAAAAAUGCUUACAAAAAUUAUUUCGUUUUUUUCCCCAGCUAUAAACCAUCUCUUGUCCAAAUGUUAGGCCCCAUUGGCUUUUGUAGACAAAGUAAAAGUUUGAGAUUGGUAGGUGAGUUGAGGGAUGGAGGUGGGUGAGUGAAGAUGGGGUGUUUGGGAUGGGUAGAAGAAUGGAGUGAUUGAGAUGGGUGGGUAAAGAUGGGUGUUUUCGGUGGAGUAGUUGAUUGAGGAUGGAUGAGAGUGGGUGGGCAGGAAUAAUUCUUGUGUUCUUGGAAGAGAGGUUGAGGAAUGAGGAUGGAUGAGUAUUUUAUUUUUAUGACAGAAGAUGUGCAUGCUUAAAAUUGUGUCUGCAACUGUGUGUGACUUAAAAUAUGUUGUUAAGUUUUAAAUAAAAACACUACAGUCAUA